This is a messenger RNA of Salvia hispanica, 1257 nucleotides long. Its product is annotated as gibberellin 2-beta-dioxygenase 1-like. NCBI's taxonomy places the organism in Eukaryota, Viridiplantae, Streptophyta, Magnoliopsida, Lamiales, Lamiaceae. The record is from RefSeq and is a predicted model, not a curated record.
CACACUCACCUCCUCAUCUCAUAACCUCACCAAAGCAAGCAAUCUCUCCCAUUCCUAAAAACAGCAAUGGUAGUCCAUUCCAAACCCGCAAUCGAACAGCUAUCCAAUGCCAACACCUGCGCCGCAUUGCUCCCCGGCAUCCCCCUCAUCGACCUCUCCAAACCCGACCCCAAAUCCCACCUCGUCCGCGCCUGCCAGGACUUCGGCUUCUUCAAAGUCACCAACCACGGCGUCCCCGCCCCCCUCAUCCGCGCCCUCGAGUCCGAAGCCCUCCGCUUCUUCUCCCUCCCCCACUCCGUCAAGUCCCAGGCCGGCCCCCCCGACCCCUUCGGCUACGGCGACAAAAAAAUCGGCCCCAACGGCGACGUCGGCUGGCUCGAAUACCUCCUCCUCACCACCAACUCCCACUCCGAUUACCACAAAUUCUCCUCCAUCUUCGGCCACGCCGCCGACAAUUUCCGGUGUCUGGUGAACGAGUACAUCGCGGCGGUGAAGAAGAUGGCGUGCGAGAUUCUGGAAAUGCUGGCGGAGGGGCUGAGGAUUGACGACAGAGAAGCCUUCAGCAAGCUGCUGAUGGAUGAGCAGAGCGACUCUGUUUUUCGGGUUAAUCACUACCCUCCGUGCCCGGACUUCCCCGAAUCCAACGGUCGUAAUCUGAUUGGAUUCGGGGAGCAUACGGACCCGCAGAUCAUCUCCGUUUUGCGAUCGAACAACAUCUCCGGCCUGCAAAUCUCGCUCAAGGACGGCCGGUGGAUUCCGGUGCCGGCCGACCAGAGCUCCUUCUUCAUUAAUGUGGGCGACUCAUUGCAGGUGAUGACUAACGGGAGAUUUAAGAGCGUAAAGCACAGAGUGGUGGCCAACGGUUCAAAAUCGAGGCUAUCAAUGAUUUAUUUCGGAGGACCACCAUUGAGUAAAACGAUUGCUCCAUUAGCAUCACUGAUGCAGGAUGAAGAAGACAGCUUGUAUAAGGAAUUUACAUGGUUUGAAUACAAGAAAUCAGCUUAUAAGUCCAAAUUGGCCGAUAAUAGGUUAGGCCUCUUUGAGAAGAUUGCAGCCUCAUAAUCUCGACUAAACUAUAAUAGUAGUUCAAUGUAGUCGUCUCUCGUGCUUCGUUUUGCCAGGACUGGCGCGACGAAAUACGAGGGUUAUAUGUAAUAGGAUUAGGCCAGAAUGACGAAACUUGUAAUUUUUUCGUUUUGGUUUUUAUACAUCGUGUAAAUGUUCUUGUCAAUUAAUACAAGGAUUGAAUUAUUAGUA